Pestalotiopsis fici W106-1 is the source of this 2118-nucleotide messenger RNA. RefSeq lists its product as uncharacterized. The coding region runs from base 1 to 2118 and encodes 705 amino acids. The record is from RefSeq and is a predicted model, not a curated record. NCBI's taxonomy places the organism in Eukaryota, Fungi, Ascomycota, Sordariomycetes, Amphisphaeriales, Sporocadaceae. The transcript has a single exon.
AUGUCGGUCGACAGGUUAUUGACUGUCGCUCUGCGGGCUUUUCAAGAACCACCCAACACUGCCGAGACGAACAAGAUAUUUGCAACCACAACGACCUUGUUAUCGAAUCUAAACAACCCGCUGAACAUAACUCUCCUCACAUCACAUCUCCUAACUGCACGAGCGAUAUGGGAAGCACCAGACGGCUUGCGCACUUGCCUUCGAAUAAUCAGCAUAUUCAAUACUGCAGCAAAGCAUGUCAUACAGAAUUCGGAAAACAAUGCCAAGCUGGUUUGGGGACAAAAGCCCGUGGGCAGUGAGUUGCGCCCCGAGGACUGGGCACGCGCAGUCGCAAAUGGUGCCGACGAGCGCUCGGCCAGAUGGAAACAUGUCCUAGUCCUGACCGGUAUCCUACUCGGCAUGGAGAGCAACGAUAAAAGGACCCUUUCAUCAGGUUUGAAGUCAACUCUGGAACAGGCUGUGGUCACGGCAGCGAACAUGGCACUAGGAGAUGCAGUACAGACGCAGGAACUCGGCAACAGUGCCAUUGUCUUGGCUUUGACUUAUUCCUUCCCGGUCUCGUCGCCUUGGAACAAGAGUUCCCUGAACUGUGACUUGUUGUUGCCGGCUACUCUGCGCGUCAUGAUGGGCACCGAGGGUUUUCAGGGAGGAGACUUCUUGCGCACGAUAUCUGCGGGAAACUUUGCUGGGCACGAAGCAUUCUACAGGGCGUCCCCUGACUCUUUUGCCGCAGUCCAGCAAGUUUCGAGCCAACCAUUGGUCCAGAAUAUGGGACCUUUAUCACGAGUGGCAGCAUUUGCUGUCGAGAAUGCAUCCGACUCGAAGGCUGUUCUUCAAGCACAAGAUCACUUGUUGGCUCUAUCAAUUGACUUGCUGGAGCAGUGGAGAAGAUGUCCGUUCUCGGCAAUUGACGUAUCGGUUGAGUCUGCCGUCUUGGCCCCCGAGUUACAACAAGGCCCUUGGAAUUUGCUGUGGCAGGUCCUCAAAAAGCUCAUGUAUGCUGUUGUUGCGACUGCACAGCCCAUAAUAGGACGUUGUCUCCUUGACCCGCAUCUGAGAAAUGAUGCUGUCGCACCAAUCGUGGCGUCAAAGACGCUCCAUGUGUUACGCAACCUCUAUUUCAUCUCGUCUAGAGGCGGUGCGGACUCAUUCCAAGUAUACACAUUUACAUACCUCACAUCCAUCGAUGUAAUGUCGCGAUACCCCGAGGCUUGCAUUGGCUUUCUGCAGGAAAUGCUACCUCCAACGCUGCAGUCGAAUGGUCAGCCCCCAAGCGCUUUGGAUCAGGCACUCACUUUGUUCUACCUCAAUCUGGCGGAACAUCUCCCGCUUUCGCUUCCAACACCAGCCGCGGAGAGUCUGAUCCUCACACCCGCGACAUCGCAGCUUUCUUUCGCAAUAUCCACUGCUGAAAGCCUGCCGGCAAACUCCCUCACCAUGCCUCUUUUCGAGGCUUCUCAUUCUGCAAUCCUCUCUGUCAUGUCUUGUCCGCAGCAUGCAGAACUGACGGUGUCCGCGAUACCAUUCUAUGUGGAUAUACUGCUUCAAUCUUUCCCAACUCGAAUUUCUUCGCGGCAGUUCCGCCUAGCCUUCAAAACGGUUAUGCAAAUUGUCUCGCCCCCUUUUCCUAUAUCGGCAACACAUCCAAAACUGUCCGAGAUACUUCUCGAGACGUUGCACUUCCGCUCCGUGUCGGCAAAUGUGCUGCCUCUCCCGCCCGAAGCCACGCCGACCUCUCCGUCCCCGAUGGCGUCUCAACAACCGUCAGAAGAGCAGGUUCAGCAACCACGACUUUCAGAACAGUCGACGCUGGUGCUAGCCUUGAUCGACGCUCUCCCCUUCUUGCCGUUGCAAAUAGUAGAUGAGUGGCUCUCACGUACCGCUGAGGCCAUGAACGCGAUUGCUGAUGCCAGCAUGCGUGAAGUGGCGAGGAAGAGAUUCUGGGACGUACUUGUUAGUGGUGAGAUGGACGUGGAGAGAGCCGCAAUUGGUGUCGCCUGGUGGGGAACCGGCGGUGGACGGGAAAUGGUACUGUUGAACGCUCCAAGGGUCCAGGAAAAGCAAGAGGAAUACAUGAUGAGUGGUGCUCUUGGGAACAAGACCACGCCAAGACUUUAG